GUAAACCCACCACCCGAAAACAGAAGCAAGGGCGGGUGCCGGGUAGGGUUUUAGUCGCCGGCGAUGGCCCUCUCCGCCUCCUCUUCCGCCCUGCUCCGCCGCCUCCUCUGCAACUCUACCCCAGCCUCCUCCUCCGUAUUUCGCGCUACCUUUUGCUCGUCCUCCUCAUCCUCCGGCUCCGGCCCGUCGCACACCCCACCUCCUCCGUCCUCCAUAUUCGGCGAUGACGCGGAGGUCGCCAACGUGCCACCACUCACCACCCCCAAGCUAUUCGUCAGCGGCCUUUCAAGACUAACAACAGAUGAGAAGCUCCAGGGCGCGUUUGCUCCUUUUGGGAGGCUCCUUGAUGCAAAAGUCGUGACAGAUAAAGUAUCCGGGAGGUCAAAGGGUUUCGGUUUCGUGAGAUAUGCCACUAUAGAAGAGGCUGAGAAAGCGCGGCAGGAGAUGAACGCCAAGUUUCUGGAUGGAUGGGUCAUCUUCGUCGACCCUGCUAAACCAAGGCAACCAAAGCCUGCUCCUCAGCAGGACACCCGUUCGCACGCUGGCUUCACAACCAACAAGACUGUAGGGUGGUGUGGCUAAUCGCAUCAAACUAUUGUUUUACAGCACUACUUGGAUGGGAAUACUAUCAGAAACACCGGGGAGUAGUUUGAUUUGAUAUUGGCAGUAGAGCUGCACCACAUUUGUGUUCUACGAUCGUCCUCGCUGUUCACUUAGUGCGUGAUGAUCGGUAGCCUUUUGACUAGCUGAUUUGCACUUAAGGAUGCCUAAUUGAUGAUACUAUUUCUAUCGUC
Messenger RNA from Setaria italica (foxtail millet), 794 nucleotides. Its product is annotated as organelle RRM domain-containing protein 2, mitochondrial. The record is from RefSeq and is a predicted model, not a curated record. NCBI's taxonomy places the organism in Eukaryota, Viridiplantae, Streptophyta, Magnoliopsida, Poales, Poaceae. The transcript has 3 exons. Bases 64 to 582 code for a protein of 172 amino acids. Gene Ontology annotation, molecular function: RNA binding.